Messenger RNA from Anarrhichthys ocellatus (wolf-eel), 3263 nucleotides. RefSeq names its product kinesin family member 20A (gene kif20a). Gene Ontology annotation, molecular function: ATP binding; plus-end-directed microtubule motor activity; microtubule binding. Gene Ontology annotation, cellular component: mitotic spindle; nucleus; spindle microtubule. NCBI's taxonomy places the organism in Eukaryota, Metazoa, Chordata, Actinopteri, Perciformes, Anarhichadidae. Bases 189 to 2924 code for a protein of 911 amino acids. Gene Ontology annotation, biological process: microtubule-based movement; spindle elongation; mitotic spindle assembly. The record is from RefSeq and is a predicted model, not a curated record. The transcript is spliced from 19 exons.
UCAAAAACCAAACGCAGUCCGGUAAAAUACAUCAGCUGAGGCUCAGAGUGCUUCGGUAUCGAGAAGAAGAAGUAGUAGGUUAGUUUCAUGUAGCUUUGAUAAACAUACUUAGUAUCUUAAGAACCUUUCACGUUAGAUAACUUACUGAAAUCCAGCCGCUCAUCGCACUUUCAACAUUCGGGGUGAGCAUGGCGCUGUCUUUGUCCUCACCGUGUGGAUGUCCCUAUGACGAGGACGAGGAAAUGGCUGUGUUUGAGUCUACGGCAGCAGAGCACGGAGGCCCGUCUAGACCGCGUCUACCUGAGAUCUCUGUCAUUUCCCCCGGCCUGGACACCUGGCCUCCCAUUGCAGAACCAAAACUAGCAGUGAAAGCUGCACCGGUGAGACAAGGUAGUUGUGACGAAGGGGACAAAGAGAGGGUGAAGGUUUUUCUGCGCAUCCGGCCGCUUUGUGAGACUGAGAGUCAGAGGGGAGAAGAACAGGGUUGUGUGGCUGUCCAAGAUGAAGAGACACUCCUGCUCAAAGCUCCAAAAGAAUCUCAGAACAUGAGGACCGCAGAGAGGGGCAUCACCCACAGCAUGCACAAGUUUAGUUUCUCAAAGAUUUUUGGGCCAGAGACCACACAGCAACAGUUUUAUGAGUCUACAAUGAAGAAGAUGGUGAAAGAUGUGCUUCAAGGAGAAAACAGGCUCCUCUACACUUUUGGUGUCACCAAUUCUGGAAAGACCUACACUGUGCAGGGCAGCGGUCGAGAGGCGGGCCUCUUGCCCCGGGCUUUGGCAUCUCUGUUCAGGAAACUGCAGGGUCGCCUCUAUGGUGCCUUGGACCUGAAGCCUGUCAUGUAUCAGGAUGUGAGACAGCUCGACUCCGGUGAGGUCAGGGUGGAGGAAAUCCGCAGAAACUCUCUGCUCAAAGAGGAUGGGAAUCUGACUUCUCGUCGAGGUGGUAACUCUACAGUCUGGGACAGCGGCAUUGGAGGACUCUCCUCUACAAGUAACUUUGCCACCCAGCUUGAAGACAGCGACAGUGUUUGUCUGGAGCCCGACAGCCUUUCACACAGUGGAGCAGAUGAUCUGGCGGAGGGGGUGCAGUUUUCUAUCUGGGUGGCCUUCUACGAGAUCUACAAUGAGUUCCUGUACGACCUACUGGAUGCUUCGCCCUCCCUGCAGCCCAGAAAGAGGGUCACGCUGCGGCUUAGUGACGACAGGCAUGGCAACCCUUAUGUGAAAGACCUGGCCUGGAUCCAUGUCCGCAGUGCCGAGGAAGCUUGGAGGAUUCUGAGGGCUGGACGUCGUAACCAGAGCUUUGCCAGCACUCACCUCAACCAAAACUCCAGCCGUAGCCACAGCAUGUUCUCCAUCCGUGUCCUGCACGUCCGCCCAGAGACGGACUCGGCCCAGGCCACGCACAUCAGCGAACUGACUGUGUGUGAUCUGGCUGGGUCUGAACGCUGCAAAGAGCAGCGUAACGGUGAGAGGAUGAAGGAGGCCAACAACAUCAACACGUCCCUUUUGACACUGGGACGCUGUAUUGCUGCUCUGAGGCACAACCAGAACAACAAGUCGCGACCCCCUCAAGUGGUGCCCUUCAGGGACAGUAAGAUGACCCGGGUCCUGCAGGGUUUCUUCUGUGGCAGAGGAACUUCCAGCAUGGUGGUCAACAUCAACCCAUGUUCCUCCAUCUAUGACGAGACACUCCAAGCCCUCAAAUUCUCCGCUAUUGCUACUCAACUGGUCCAUGGCCCGUCCACAAAGACCCGAGUGGCCUACAUCCUGUCCCUUCUGCGUGAGCCAGCAGCAAAUGGUAACGAAAGCACAGUGAUGGAAGAAGAAGGGGAUGAGAGUGAUGUUGAAGACGGAGAUAUCACCAUGUUGAAUACUGAGGCUUUGCUGCAGGCCAUCGAUGUCCUGAAGAGAGAAGUGCAGCGCCAGCGGGAAGAGAAAGAUGUUCUUGAGGCAAAUGUGAGAGAGCAGGUGGUCUCUGAGAUGAUGGAGGUCAUUUCUGGGAUGCAAGACGGCUUCAGUGAGACCUUGGAGGCAGAGAGGUCUCUAAUCGAAGAGAGGUACGAGGACAAGUUAGCCAACGUCCAAAAACAUUUGAAGAAAUUCUACAGCCAGGAGCUGAAGGAGCGUGAUCAGGAGAUUGAAGCUUUGUCUGAGGCCCAUGAUAAAACCAAGGCAGCUGAACCGGUCCGCAUGUCGGCGCCACAUGGAGACUCUGAGGGGCCUCGGCGCUCUCAGCGCCUCACUGGUCAGGCAGAAUAUGGCAGACUGCACGUUGAGCUGGACCAGUGUCGCGCUGAGCUGCUCGCCAGGACACAAGAGCUGGCGAAGCUGAAGAUGCAGCUGGAAGUCCCAGGUUCAACCUGCACUGUCACCAAUGCUGCUGACCGCAAGCUGGAGGACGGUCAACGGAACCUGCGUCAGUUGCGUCUGGAUUUGCAGAGGCUCGGGGCCGACCUGCAGUCCGGUGAACGAGCCUGCUGUCGCAACACGGGAGGCGAACGGCUGCGACAGGCUCUAACGGCUGCAGACGAGACACUGGCCAAACAGGACCAAAUCCUAUUGGACCUCCAGAAUGGCCUAAUGCUUGUAAAGGCUGACUUGAGGCGGAAAGCAGAGACCCUGGCCCAGACCCAGGCCUUCCUGCCCCCGACCCAGGCCGUCCUGCCCUCCAUCACGCCAGGUUCCUACAAGAAGAGGGGCUAUGAGGUCGCUGCACCAAGUGACACUGAGAACCGGCCGCCGCAAAAAAGGCCCCUUUUCCAGCCUUUGUUCCCGACAUGUACCCCAACGCGUAAAUACAAUACUCGUGCUGCCGAAGAAGCAAACGUUACACCGUACUCACGGAUCUUGCGGUCUCGCCAGCAGUCUCCACCUCGCAGCCCUGCCCCCACCCCUCGUAGUCUCAGGGGGAAGUACUGAGCUCUUUGGAGCGUCAGCUGGAGUGUGUCCUCUUUGAUAUUAUGCAAAAAAAAGUUUAAGUUUAGUAUUUUUUUCAUAUUAUAUUUUAUAUAUUCACAUUUUGAAGUGCAGUUAACUCACUUGUUAUGCCAACUACCGCUAUGAUGUUCAUGCCAGUGAAACGGUUUAAACAUGCUUUAAAUAAGGUUUCAGUACACUACAAAGUAAGGAAAUGAGGUGCUCUUGAUCCCAGUGGCUAACGGAUAUAGACUGUAUGUUAAGAAUGGUGCAUGUGUGUGUGUGUAAUUGGCCUUCGAUGUGAGUAUGUUUGUUUCUACAAUAAAGUCUAUGAAGACAUUG